AUUGUCGUCAUUGCGAUAAUUAUUCCCAUGCUGAGAGAAUCUAACAUCGAUUGUCGAUAGAGGGAAGGUAUAAGAAAAUACAUUCCGUGUACGAGAGAACCAUUAGGGAAUUCCUUCUGUCUACCCUCACCAUUGAGAGGAAAACGAACCUCCAGCCUCCCUGAUGGAUGAAGUAUGCCUCAAGUGUCGUUGUAGAGAAGAGAAAUUCUGCCCGUGAGAUCAAUUCAUGGUUUGAGUUCUGUCUUGGGGAGCCUGCCCAAGAAAAACAAGUGAUCUGUAAGGUCUGGGGGCUGGAGGGAAUUCUGAGGAGGAGAGCGGUAUUCGUGCGUGGGCUUGUUGCAAGUAGAUGUUCAUUUAUCAGAGCAGAAACUGCUUGAUCUUUGCAGAGGACGGAACAGACUAAAAGUCACAUCAUGUUGGAAAUUGAAUACCAUCCGCAAGAACACACAGUGCCGCCAUGGACCGGUAUGGGCAAAGAGGAACUCCUUCGUUACUCCCGGGGUGCCUCGUGGCAAAUCGCCCGUUGGUUUCUGCUGUUGCUGCUCCUGGCUGGUUGGUGUGCCAUGCUUGGUAUGUCCAUCUACAUCAUUGUUGUGACACCCCGUUGCCUGCCGUGGUGGCAGACCAGCGUCAUCUACCAGAUCUACCCCCGCUCAUUUAAGGAUAGCGAUGGCGAUGGUAUUGGUGAUCUUAAAGGAAUCACUGAUAACGUUGCCUACUUGAAGGAUCUUGGUGUGGGUGCUGUACUUCUUAACUCCAUCUACCAGUCUCCUCAAGUUGAUCUUGGCUACGAUGUGUCUGACUUUGAGAAGGUUGACCCAAUCUUUGGGACAACGACUGAUUUUGAGAAUCUUGUGGAGGCUCUACAUGGGGAAGACAUCAAGCUCAUUUUGGACUUCAUCCCGAAUCAAUCCAGCAAUAUUCAUGAGUUUUUCAACAAAAGCAUGGCUGGUGAAGAUUCCGAUUAUCUCAAUUGGUACACGUGGGCAGAUGAAAAGAACAACUGGCUGAGUACAUACAGUGGGGAUGCAUGGGAACUGAACAGCAACCGCGCACAGUUUUAUCUCCACCAAUACUCCAAAGAGCAGCCCGAUUUCAAUCUGAGGAACAAUGCUGUAGUUCAGUACUUAACGGAUGUUCUGGACAAAUGGUUUGUGUUGGGAGUUGACGGCUUCAGCAUCACUGGGGUGAAGUAUAUGUUUGAGACAGAUACUUUCUCUAGUAAUGAUCAGCCAGCACCGGGCUAUGUUAAUGACGGACUUGGGCCUCCUAAACAGUACAACAGCCUGCUUCAUGACAAGUCUUCAGAGUUUAACGGUUUGCAACACAAACUACUCAAAGAAUGGCGAGAUGGAAAAUUCAAUCAGUUUUCCUCGGCCGGCACUUACAGAGUUAUGCUGAGUGAUUCUGACAGUAACUCAACAUACGCCAGGACUUACUACGGCAGCGAGGAGGAACCUGAAGUUGAUCUUCCCAUGAACUUUAACCUUUUGAAACUAGGGGAUACCAACGGUGGUUGGUCACCAAGCACCAUUGGUACAGGGUACACAACUGGUAUUGAAGUCUAUGAACUGGUCAAAGACUGGAUGGACAAUCUACCCUCUGGAAAAUGGCCAACAUUUAUGCUUGGCCACCAUGGAGUUCAUCGUAUUGCAAGUCGGUUGGGAGAAGGGUAUGCUCGUGCUGCCAACAUGUUGCUACUGACAUUGCCUGGCACUCCAAUCGUGUAUUAUGGAGACGAGAUUGGGAUGACUGAUGUUGAAAUAACAGAGGCACAACUCAUGGAUGUUAAAGCACUAAAUGAUAUACCUAGAUGGCAAACCAAGACUCGUGACCGUCAGCGCUCCCCGAUGCAAUGGACAAACAAAUCUUACUCCGGCUUCACGGAAUCUGAGACUGGAUCCUGGCUGCCACUUCCACCUCAGUCAAAGUUCACCGAUAUCAAUGUUCAGACUUUGGCCAGUGAUAAGAACUCCAUUUUAAGCAUGUUUAAAGCCAUGACCCAACUACGAGCUGACAACAGACCCCUACGUCAAGGUAAAGUGGCCAAGUUUGUGCACAACACGCUCAAUGUCGUCUCCUACAUCCGAGAGGUGGAAAAAGAACGUGAACGAUUCUUCGUCGCCAUCAACUUCGGCCAGGACAUGAGUUUCGAGAACGACUUCUAUGACAAAGGACAAGGGGAGCUACCGAUAGAGGGCACUAUACUCGUGUCCACAGACAUGAGGCGUAACGGAGAGCGCAUUCAGUUGAAUAAGGUUGCUCUGGAUGCAGGGGAAGGGAUCGUAGUUUUGUUAGAUGAAAUUGUGGAAGUAGAUGAGUAUCACUGGUUUCAGUAUUUCAAACCGACUUAAAAACACAAACUGUCCCGUCGGAAAGUAUAGUCAGUAGAAACCAGUCCAUCACCCUUAACCCAAAAGGAACGCUACAAUGUAAACCUAAGAAAAUCAUCAUUCAAAGAAACUUGAGAUAAUUCUUCAGCAUUUUGAAAGGAUUUGAUCUCAACAAGUUCUUGUUAAAAAAAAAUGAUAAAAUAUUGUAAAGCAGUUCUUGCAUUUCUUAAAUUCUUGAAUAACUUCAAGUCAUGGCAACAUUUGCACCAGCCACUAUCCCUGAUACAAAGGCUGCACCAUUUAAAAGAAUAAUAAACACUGAUAAACAAAAGUAUUCAUGUGAGAAUCUUGUAGGAUUAUCAUAUAACACUGCAAUUGAAUGAUUAAUUUUUUUAAGAACUAAAUUUAGGCAUAAGACUGUAGCAACACCAGGCAAUUUUUCAAACAGCAAGUUUUUGCAAAUCAUCAAGUUAUUACCAGCAUCAUGCUCUUUAUAACUAAAGUUGGCUGUAAUGAUUUAGUUAAUUGACACUACUUUGACUCGGCUAGCUGGUGGCUCUGGUCUAUCAACCGACAAUGAUCUGAUCUUAAAAAGACAAUCUCAUCCUACUGACUUUGAAGUUACGAGUUAUUCAUGAUAUUUCUAUUCUAUCAAUAUACCCUGGUGUGUAGUUUUAUAUAUCCUACUUUAAAUUAAAUUUUCCAACAUGAAUUACAAUUUUGUUUUAAAUAAGUAUGUUUAUGGACUAAAAUGAUGGUGAGUAAGUCUUGUCAGACAUGUGUGUAACUUUCUAAUAAUAAACCAAAAUACUGCGAAACUGCUGGGAAACAUCUUCUUCGCAUCACAGAUUUAAGAGUAAAUAUAUCUCAAGAUUUUGAUGAUGUGUUGCUCUCUUUUCUACAGAGAUACAUUGUUAUUACUUUCUCAUUAUUCAAGGAAAGAUCAAGUAUUAAAAAGUUGACACCUUUGUAUUAAAACUACUUCACUAACCAGUAUUGUAAUGACCAUGGCUCAAUUUCAUGAAACUGUUUAUCAGAUUAUACUGCUCAUGAUAUUUCUUAGCUAAGCAAAAAAUAAUAGUGCACCAGUUGCAUUAAUAAUAACAAUAUCGAAGUCUUAUAUAGCGCACGUAUC
Asterias rubens (European starfish) is the source of this 3468-nucleotide messenger RNA. RefSeq names its product neutral and basic amino acid transport protein rBAT-like. NCBI's taxonomy places the organism in Eukaryota, Metazoa, Echinodermata, Asteroidea, Forcipulatida, Asteriidae. Bases 414 to 2354 code for a protein of 646 amino acids. The record is from RefSeq and is a predicted model, not a curated record. The transcript has 11 exons. Gene Ontology annotation, biological process: carbohydrate metabolic process; amino acid transport.